Coregonus clupeaformis (lake whitefish) is the source of this 1506-nucleotide messenger RNA. Its product is annotated as transcription factor Sox-19a-like. The transcript is spliced from 2 exons. The record is from RefSeq and is a predicted model, not a curated record. Gene Ontology annotation, biological process: cell differentiation; anatomical structure morphogenesis; regulation of DNA-templated transcription. Gene Ontology annotation, molecular function: DNA-binding transcription factor activity, RNA polymerase II-specific; RNA polymerase II cis-regulatory region sequence-specific DNA binding. NCBI's taxonomy places the organism in Eukaryota, Metazoa, Chordata, Actinopteri, Salmoniformes, Salmonidae. Bases 283 to 1218 code for a protein of 311 amino acids.
AGAGGGAGUUUUGAUUUCAAGAAGGAACUCUACAGCAGUAUCUCUAGAUCUCUAUUCUCAGAGUAGCCUAAAGGUCUGCAUCUGAAUAGUGAGUUGGUAGCAGGAUGUUUUUGCUCCGACUUUGUUUACAUCUCUGACAUUUUAAUUUUUAUUGUUUUCAACGAAUGCUUGGGAUGCUUGGUUGACAUUUUCUUCAACUUUUUACCAAGGAAGAUUGGUCAACCACUGCGAGGACAGCAGGUGUAAUUUUAACACUUUGUUCACACGUUGUAUAUUUCGUUUAUGGUAAAUAUGUAUAACAUUAUGGAGCACCAACUCAAGACCUCUGUUCCCUCGCAUCAUCUUGGAACAGGGAUGCCACCUGCGAAUGGAGGAGGGGGGCACGGGGGCAGCCACACAGGUUCCAAACCACCGGCAAUCCAACCUGACCCAAUGGACAAAGUUAAGCGGCCCAUGAAUGCCUUCAUGGUAUGGUCUCGCGGUGAACGACGGAAAAUGGCUCAGGAGAAUCCCAAAAUGCACAAUUCUGAGAUAUCCAAACGGCUGGGUGUCGCGUGGAAAUCUCUGACAGACGCCGAGAAAAGGCCCUUCAUUGACGAGGCCAAGCGCCUCCGCGCGGUGCACAUGAAGGAUUAUCCAGACUAUAAAUACAAACCCCGUCGUAAAACCAAACUGAUGCCGAAGAACAAUACUCUAGCCGCGCAGUAUCAGAUGUCGGCCGGUAACCACCUGCUGAGUGCAUCUGCAGCUCAGGGACAAGGUGGAAACCCCAGAAUCGACAGUUAUGGCUGGGGCCACACCGGGGGCUACACCGCGACGAUGCAGAGUGAGGCCCUCGGCUACAGCCAGCAGCUUCACCGCUACGACCUGUCAGCACUUCAGUAUCAGUCCAGCGUGGCCCAGGCGCAGGCCUACAUGAAUGGUGCCAACGCAUACAGCCCCAUGUCCUACAGCAGCAGCCCCCAGCAGGUCAGCCCAGUGAUGUCUAUGGUGAAGCAGCAGUCUGAUGGCCACAGCAUGUCCCCCUCCCCUACGGGGACCCACAACCACCACCAGGCCCAGCGUGGUAUCCAGGUCCAGGGGGACCAUCUCAGGGACAUGAUCAGCAUGUACAUGCCCGGGGGAGAUGCCUCAGAUGCCCAGAGAGGGUACUCUGUCUCUGCAGCUAACAUCCAGCAGCAUUACCUGGGAGGGUCAGCUCCACUCACCCACCUUUGAAUUCUCUCUUACCCACAACCUGAUCUCAAUUGAUCUGUUGGGAUUGACUGGUGGCAGACCAAUGUGGUCAGUAAAUGUGUAGGGACUGAAGAAAGAAACACUUAAUUUUAAUACAAAGAUGCGAUCAGUCACUGACAUAGACACUAUUUUGUGACAAGAUGAUGACAUCAUUGGUCAUUGAUUGGUUGAAUGGUUUCAGUGUACAUUUUAGUUGGAAUGCCUCAAUGGUUAUGAGUAAUUUCAAACCCCAGAUAUUGUCCCAUCCUGGCCUUUCUCUACCCCCCACCC